AAAGUCGCGAAAAAUAAAACCCGGCCCACGAACGCGUACAUCUUCACGGCGGUGUGAAGGGAAUAGCGGAGUCGGGGGAAGGCGGCUGUGAGAGAAGAGAAAAAUCGAUCUCACAGACGCAGGCAGCGUCUCUUUCUCAAAAUCGCCGGAAACUGCAAACGAAGUAAGUAAUUUAUUGCGGCAGUGAGUGAUUAGGAAGAACCCUAACAAUAACAAUGGGGAAGAAACAGCACAGCAAAGAUAGAAUGUUCAUCACCAAAACCGAAUGGGCAACGGAAUGGGGUGGCGCUAAAUCCAAACAAACUCGCACCCCUUUCAAACGUCUUCCUUUCUAUUGCUGCGCGCUUACGUUUACGCCGUUUGAGUAUCCGGUUUGCACAGCUGAUGGCAGUGUUUUCGAUGUUAUGAAUAUAACUCCCUAUAUUAUUAAGUAUGGUAAAAAUCCUGUCACUGGAGCUCCUCUCAAGCAGCAGGAUCUCAUUCCACUAACUUUCCACAAGAAUUCAGAAGGAGAAUAUCAUUGUCCAGUGCUAAACAAAGUUUUCACUGAAUUUACACAUAUUGUGGCAGUGAAGACCACAGGAAAUGUGUUCUGCUAUGAGGCCGUUAAAGAGUUAAACAUUAAGACGAAAAACUGGAAGGAACUCCUCACUGAUGAGCCAUUCACUAAGGAUGACCUUAUAACAAUUCAGAAUCCUAAUGCGCUUGACAGCAAGGUUCUUCUGGAUUUUGAUCAUGUUAAAAAUAGUUUUAAAGUUGAUGAUGAAGAACUGCAGAAAAUGAGUUCAGAUCCAACCUAUAACAUAAAUAUGUCCGGUGAUAUCAAGCAAAUGCUUCAAGAGCUUGGAACUGAGAAAGGAAAGGAAACUGCACUGCAUGGUGGAGGUGGUGGCAAGGCACAGAAAGAAAGGGCUGCUGCACUUGCUGCCAUCUUAGCUGCUAGGUCACAGGUUAAAGAAGAUUCCAAAUCAAAUUCAAAUGAAGAGGCCAAAGCUCUUCAGAUAUUUAGUAUUGUGGAUGCUGCAUCUGCUUCAGUACAUGGCAGAAGUGCAGCUGCUGCUAAAGCCUCAUCAGGUGAUAAAACUGCAGCUAGAAUAGCUAUGCAUAUGGCUGGUGACAGAGCGCCAGUGAAUGCAAAGAUGGUAAAAAGUCGUUUCACAACUGGUGCUGCUUCCCGGUCUUUCACUUCAACAUCAUAUGAUCCAGUUACAAAAAAUGAAUUUGAAUAUGUGAAAGUUGAGAAGAAUCCAAAAAAGAAGGGAUAUGUACAACUGCAUACAACACACGGUGAUUUAAACAUUGAGCUACAUUGUGAUAUAACACCCAGGACAUGUGAGAACUUCAUCACCCUUUGUGAACGUGGUUAUUAUAAUGGAGUUGCUUUUCAUAGAAACAUCAGGAAUUUUAUGAUACAGGGUGGUGAUCCUACUGGUACUGGUCGAGGAGGUGAAUCAAUAUGGGGAAAGCCUUUCAAGGAUGAACUUAACUCUAAAUUAAUUCACUCUGGAAGGGGUGUAGUCAGCAUGGCAAACAGUGGCCCACACACUAAUGGUUCCCAAUUUUUCAUCUUAUACAAGUCUGCAACUCAUUUAAACUUCAAACACACAGUUUUUGGAGUAGUUGUCGGUGGCUUGACUACACUGGCAGCAAUGGAAAAGGUUCCUGUUGAUGAUAAUGACCGACCUCUGGAGGAGAUCAAGAUAACCAGUGUCACAGUUUUUGUCAAUCCUUACUUAGAACCAGAUGAAGAAGAAGAGCAGGCUAAUGCCAAAGAUAAGAAUGCAGCGGAUGAAGAUAAUGAAAAGGUUGGCUCAUGGUAUACCAAUCCUGGCGCUGGAACAUCUGAAUCUGGAGGUACGGGGGUUGGUAGUGGUGUAGGCAAGUACUUGAAAGCUAGGAAUACACAAGCUACAUCUGCUACUGUUGACACCAGUACAGCCGUUGUAGGAAAGAAAAGAAAAGUGGGAGUUGUCAGCGGUGAAUUUAAAGAUUUUUCUGCAUGGUAACACUUCCAAUUUCGUACAAUUUGUAAAAAAAAUGUAACUUUUCUUGUAGCAAUUAUCAUUGCAUUGGGAAAAUUGACAGAAUAGUGAGAAAAAAAUUUUUGCACGCUAUUCAGAAUUUGUACAAUACAGUUCAUUGGGUGAGAAUAGAAUCAUUUUGUCUCGAGUGUGCAUUCCCUCUCUCCCACAGGUUGCCCUCAUGUUCCAUUGCUGCAUUAUCAGAAGUUCUUAAUUUGCUUAUGGAUUUGAUAGGUGGAUGGGCUUUCCAGAUAGCAUUAGAAAUUAAAUUAUGAUAUUCAUGCACUUGGUGUAUAUAUUGGUUAACUAGAGGAGUAAUAAAAGAAGAGAAAAGAGUGGAACAUGUGAUAGAAAAUGAAAUAUGACAGAAAUGAAAAAAUAUGGUGGAAAAUAUGUUGAAAUGCUGAAUUUUGUACGGGUAUCAUAAAAUUCUAAGAAAUUUUACAACUCUAUUCCACUGCA
Messenger RNA from Abrus precatorius (Indian licorice), 2483 nucleotides. Its product is annotated as peptidyl-prolyl cis-trans isomerase CYP65. The record is from RefSeq and is a predicted model, not a curated record. Bases 216 to 2006 code for a protein of 596 amino acids. NCBI's taxonomy places the organism in Eukaryota, Viridiplantae, Streptophyta, Magnoliopsida, Fabales, Fabaceae. Gene Ontology annotation, cellular component: catalytic step 2 spliceosome. Gene Ontology annotation, molecular function: peptidyl-prolyl cis-trans isomerase activity; ubiquitin-ubiquitin ligase activity. The transcript is spliced from 11 exons. Gene Ontology annotation, biological process: protein peptidyl-prolyl isomerization; protein folding; protein polyubiquitination.